GGGAGGCGGGGCGGCGCCGCCGGUACCGUUGGGCGCAGAGGCGGCGGCGGGCGGCGGGCGGCGCCGCCAUUAUGAGUUACUCAGGUUAUGGAGACUGGAACUCUGGGACAAACAGAGGGUAUGAGAGCUACAACUACGGCUACGGCUACGGGCAGGACAACUCGGGCAGCUAUGGCUACGGCAUGGCUGCCUCCAACUCGUGGGAUAUGGGCAACUCGGACAUGGACAUGAACCCAGAUGGUGCUGGCAGUGCCGACGCCGUCAUUGCCAAAAUGAACCAGCGCCUGGACGUGGUGUCCCACCUGGAUGCUGACAGCAUGCAGGGCGGGCACUACGGCUCCGGCGGGGAUCGGUACGACUCAUACGAAUCCUACGACUCGAGGUCCUCGCUGAACGACCGGGACAUGUACCGCUCCGGUUACGACUACAAUGAGAACGAGAACGACAACGCCUACGACAGUCACUACGACGGUCACUACGACGACCACUAUGAAAGUCACUACGACAGCUUCUAUGGGACCCGCAGGGACCAGUACCAGCACAGGGCGCGGGAUGGCUUUGGCCAACGGGGUCAGAACUGGGCGCGGGACGGGCGCAACACCAGAGCCAUGGCUUCACCGUACUCGGGGCGCAUGGGCGGGCAGUGGAACGACGCGCCGCGAGGCCUGGGCCCCCAUGGCUCCUCCCGCCUGCCCUCCCUCUUCUCCCACAACAUCAUCCCGGAGCUCGGCGCGUUCCAAGGGAUGCGAGGAUUUUCGGGGAACGUGCGCUUUGGAGGAGGCAUGAUGAAGCAGAGGAUGAGGAGAAACUGGAAAAUGUGGGAUUCGGACUUUAAACCUCAGAAAAAGAAAAUGAAGAAGGACCUCACCGGAAAGAAGAGGAAGCAAACCAGCAGCUCAGAUGAACCCGACAGCAAGGCGGCGAAGACAGAUGGCUCCGAAUCGGACUCUGACAACGAGGAAGGAACCGAAGGAGAAUCGGGAGAAAAAGAGGAGAAAGAAGGCUCCAGAGGCGAAGGGGAAGAUGAAGAAGGUCGAGACUCAGAGAAAGGUGCUUUAACAAUUCAAGAAGAGAUCAGUCAAAUCAAACGCAAAUUACAGGCGGGCAAGAAAACUCAAGAGAGGCAAAAGAAGAGGCACCGAGAUCGCAUGGUGGAAAGGAUCCAGUACGUUUGCUCCCUGUGCAAAUAUCGCACCUUCUACGACGACGAGAUGAACAGCCACCUGGAGAGCAAAUUCCACAAGGAGCACUUCAAGUUUGUUGGAACCAAGCUGCCCCAGCAGACUGCUGACUUCCUGCAGGAAUACGUUGCCAAUAAAACGAGGAAAACUGAAGAGCGCCGUAAAGCAAUUGAGGACAUCAAUGCCGUUAUCCAGCAGAUCUACAGGGACCAGGAUCUCACACAAGACAUCGGUAUGGAGCACUUCAUCAAGAAGGUGGAGGCCGCUCACUGCGCUGCCUGCGACCUCUUCAUCCCCAUGCAGUACGGCAUCAUCCAGAAGCACCUGAAGUCUCUCGACCACAACCACAACCGCAGGGCCAUGAUGGAGCAGUCCAAGAAAUCCUCCCUGGUCGUGGCCAGGAGCAUUCUGAACAACAAGCUGAUCAGUAAGAAGCUGGAGCGGUACCUGAAGGGUGAGAAUCCUUUCACGGAUGACCCUGAAGAAAAAGAGGAGCACGAGGAGGGAGAAGGGGGAGCGGCUGGGAACGUGGAGGAAGGGACAGCAGAAGGAGGAGACGAAAACAAGGAGGAGGAGGAGCAUCUGGAAGAAGAGAAUGGGGAUGAUGAGAACAAGGAGGAAAACGUGGGCGAUGAGAACAAGGAGGAAGAGAAUUUAGACAGUGAGAAUAAAGAGGAAGAAAUUUUAGACGGUGGAAACAAAGAGGAAGGAAAUCUGGAAGAUGAAAGCAACGAUCCCAAGGAGAACCCAGAAGGAAAUGAAAAUGAGGAGGAGGAAGAAAAAGGGACAAAGAGGGAAACUGAGGCCCAGGCAGAAGCACAAGAAGUGGAGCUGGGUGCAGGGAGCAGAGGGGGGGAGGAGGAGGAGGAGAGCUGGCAGCCUGCUGGGGAGUCGCUGCCCGAGGAUGAAGAGCAGCAGCCAGCAGAAGGUGAAGAGGAGGAGGAGGAGAGUGAAGAAACGGCUGCUGCUGCUGAGGACGAGGCAUAAAACAUUGGAUGGGAAAGCUGACGUGAAAGAACUGGCAUCUUUUUUUUAAGAACAUUGGAAAGAAGCGUAACUGUAUCUGUGAAUUUCAUAGCACACGUUGAGUUACCGUUCCACUAAACCUGUGUAGGCAGUGGAAGCCUUUACCUGUAAAGUGAUGGGGGAAAAUAGAUUCUUAUUUUAUUUUUUUGUUCUGUUUUGUUUUUGUUUUGUUUUGUUUUUUUACCAAAUCUUCAUUUGAGUAGCUAGGUUUUGUGUGGUCUGGUUUUUUAGAUGCCUUUGUACUAGGAGAACUUCUCUGAGCAUGUGUACCAACCGGCGCAUCGUCACCGCCUGGCGAAGCAGAGCUCUUCUCUCUUCCCCCAGACACAUUUUCUAUAUUUAAUGAAGAUGUGGUUUGUCCCCUCAGCCUGUUUGCCUGGAGCCAGCAGAAGUUCCCUCGCAGGGCGUCCAUUCCUGCGACGCACGCUGUGAGGUUCUGCGUCGUCUCCGUGUGACUGUAAUAUUUCCUCCCCGAUGUUUUAAUGCGGAGCGAAAGUUUUCAGUGGUGUCAACGUUUGUGGUGUUUGUGAAAUGCUUUCCCUUGGAGGUGGAUGUUGUGGUGGGUGGAGAUAAAGGACUACCUGCGACUGCCCCGACUCUGCCUUCAUUUCAGAGCUGGGAGGAGGUGGAGGCUGAGCACAGCUCUGCUGCCCCUGAAGUGUCGUCACCCGGAGCGCAGAUCUGCCUCUGGGAUGAGGUUUGAUUGCCAUUCUGUGCUGCUGUGAGCGUUAAGGACCCUUCCAGCAUAACCCGUUCUCUGGUUCUUUGACCUUCAAGGACCCUUCUGGCCCACGGCUCUGUGAUUUUCUGACCCUUCCAACCAUUCCAUCAUCUCUAAGAUCCCUUCCCAAUUUAUUCCGUGAUUCUUAAGGACUCCUCCAACCCUUCAUGGGCAGGACAUGACACACGUGUUCCAUCAGCAAGAAGGGCUCAAUCCACAAUUAAAUCCCUAUUAAUUAGGGCAUUGCUGCAGCUGCCGUUAAGGUUUCGAGGCUUUUCAAGUGAAGCCUUGCUCCUUAAUGCACCAACCAUUGCUGUGCUGCAGACACAUUGCAGGACGUUCUGUGCAAUUUGUUCUCCCUCAAGCACCACAUUUCCUCCUCAAAUUUCCUCAUUUUUCCCUUCAUAAUGCCGUUUUUGGGUCACAUUUCCCUCUUUUGUCCUCACUCUCCUUUAUCUCUCUCCUUCCACUCCUCCACUUUCCCCACAUUUUUCUUCCCAUUUCUCCUCUUUUUUCACCUUUUCCCAUUUUUCCUUCACAUUUCCUCAUUUUUCCCCCAUUCAUUUUCCUUUCUCAUUUCUCCCAAUUUUCCCUUCACUUUCCUUCACUUUCCCCUCAGAUUUCCUCAUUUUUCUCUUCCCGUUUCCUCGCCUUUCUCCAUUUUUCCCACUCAUUUCUUCAUUUUUCCUUGUUUUUCCUUCCUAUUUAUUUAUCUCUUCUUUUUCCCCUCCAUAUUUCAUCCCUUUCCCAUUUUCCUCUCCUUUUCCUUCACUUUUCCCCUCUACUGUCUCCGUUUUUCCUUCACUAUUCCUUAUUCUUCUUCCUUUUCCCCCAUUUUCCCCUCUGUUUUCCCCCUUGUUGCUCUUUUCCCCCCCAGAAUCGAACUGAAUUCCCCUUUCCAUGUUAAUCGCAGCCCCUCGAGGAGCAGCAGAGGGACGGGGUCACGCUUAGGGCUGGGGUCAGGGGUCAGAGGUUACGGUGUCACUGCU
Messenger RNA from Lagopus muta (rock ptarmigan), 3917 nucleotides. It is a transcript of the gene AKAP8L, whose product is annotated as A-kinase anchoring protein 8 like. Gene Ontology annotation, molecular function: DNA binding; protein kinase A regulatory subunit binding. Gene Ontology annotation, cellular component: nucleus; nuclear matrix. The record is from RefSeq and is a predicted model, not a curated record. Lineage: Eukaryota; Metazoa; Chordata; Aves; Galliformes; Phasianidae.